Molecule: messenger RNA, 645 nt
Organism: Triticum turgidum subsp. durum (durum wheat)
Lineage: Eukaryota; Viridiplantae; Streptophyta; Magnoliopsida; Poales; Poaceae
Source: the annotation of a GenBank genome assembly
AUGUCUAUGCACCCUAUGUCGCUCUCCUUACAACCCUUCACUGCAAAUUCAAUAAACAAAUAUUCUUUAAGGAGCACUAGUACGAAUUAUGACCGUGGUUUUAUAAAGUUGUUGCCAAUUGGAAGAAGUAGUGGACAUUGGGCCACAAAUUUCAGACCAAAUUCUGUGUCUAGGCCUGAAACUUCUGUAGGACAUGAUUGUGUAGUGGGAGAGAAUGAUGGUGUGAUCAUAGUUGAUCACGGGUCACGUCGACAAGAAUCUAAUCUCAUGCUACAUGAUUUUGUUAGCAUGUUCAAGGCCAGGACUUGCUACAAUAUUGUUGAGCCUGCUCACAUGGAGCUGGCUGAGCCUACUAUUAAGGAAGCAUUUGGAAAAUGUGUGCUGCAGGGAGCAUCUCGGGUUAUUGUCACUCCAUAUUUCCUUUCCCCUGGACGACACUGGAAGCAAGAUAUUCCUUCUUUAGCAUCAGAAGCCUCUAAAGAGCACUCGAGGGUACCCUACAUCAUCACGGCUCCUCUUGGAUUACAUGAGCUUAUGGUGGAUAUUAUGAAUGAUCGCAUCAAAUACUGCCUGAGGCACGCUGCAGGUGGAGUCGAAGCAUGUGCGGUAUGUGCCGGGACUGGAAAGUGCCGCUUUUACUCUUGA